AUUGGGACUCUGACACUGACCUGAGACUGAGAACUUUAAUUUAUAAAACUCUAACUUUACUCCGACAAAGAUUGCAAAGCAACUUGUAUCUUUGGAGGGUAUUCUUGGAAAACAAACAGGAUGAAGAGAAAAGAACUGAUCCUGUUAAUACUGAGUAGCAUUCUGCAAAUCAUAUUUGGACAAUCAACAACGUGGGGAACAUCGACAAGCAGUGAAACAAAUGCAGGUAUGACAUCAGAGCCAGCAUCAACUUCUCCAUCAAGAUCAAAGACAAUUAUCACACUGGAAACAUCAACAGGUGUUACAUCAGAACGACCAUCAACAUCUCCUUCAGGAUCAACAACAGUUAUCACACUGGAAAUAUCAACAGGUGUUACAUCAGAGCCACCAACAACUUCUCCUUCAGGACCAACUACAGCUAUCACACUGGAAACAUCAACAGGUGUCACAUCAGAGCCAGCAUCUAGUUCUCCUUCAGGAUCAACUACAGCUAUCAAAGUGGAAACAUCAACAGGUGUCACAUCAGAGCCACCAUCAACUUCUCCUUCAGGAUCAACUACAGGCAUAACAUUGGAAACAUCAACAGGUGUCACAUCAGAACCACCAUCUAGUUCUCCUUCAGGACCAACUACAGCUAUCACACUGGAAACAUCAACAGGUGUUAUAUCAGAACCACCAUCUAGUUCUUCAGGACAAACUACAGCUAUCACACUGGAAACAUCAACAGGCGUUACAUCCGAACCACCAUCAACUUCUCCUUCAGGAUCAACUACAGGUGUAACAGUGGAAACAUCAGCAGGCGUCACAUCAGAGCCAGCAUCUAGUUCUCCUUCAGGAACAACAACAGCUAUCACACUGGAAACAUCAACAGGUGUCACAUCAGAACCAGCAUCUAGUUCUCCUUCAGGACCAACUACAGCUACCACACUGGAAACAUCAACAGGUGUCACAGCAGAGCCAGCAUCUAGUUCUCCUUCAGGAACAACAACAGCUACCACACUGGAAACAUCAACGGGUGUGACAUCAGAAACAGUAUCAACUUCUCCUUCAGGAUCAACUACAGCUAUCACAUUGGAAACAUCAACAGUUGUCACAUCAGGGCCAGCAUCUAGUUCUCCUUCAGGAGCAACAACAGCUAUCACACUCGAAACAUCAACAGGUGUUACAUCAGAGCCACCAUCAACUUCUCCUUCAGGAUCAACUACAGGUGUAACAUUGGAAACAUCAACAGGUGUUCCAUCAGAACCACCAUCUAGUUCUCCUUCAGGACCAACUACAGCUAUCACACUGCAAACAUCAACAGGUGUCACAUCAGAACUACCAACAACUUCUCCUUCAGGACCAACUACAGCUAUCACACUGGAAACAUCAACAGGUGUCACAUCAGAGCCAGCAUCUAGUUCUCCUUCAGGAACAACAACAGCUAUCACACUGGAAACAACAACAGGUGUCACAUCAGAACUACCAUCAACAUCUCCUUCAGGAUCAACUACAGGUGUACCAGUGGAAACAUCAACAGGUGUUCCAUCAGAGCCACCAACAACUUCUCCUUCAGGAUCAACUACAGGUGUAACAUUGGAAACAUCAACAGGUGUCACAUCAGAACCAGCAUCUAGUUCUCCUUCAGGAACAACAACAGCUAUCACACUGGAAACAUCAACAGGUGUUACAUCAGAGCCACCAUCAACUUCUCCUUCAGGACCAACUACAGGUGUAACAGUGGAAACAUCAACAGGCGUUACAUCAGAGCCACCAACAACUUCUCCUUCAGGAUCAACUACAGCUAUCACACUGGAAACAUCAACAGGUGUGACAUCAGAGCCACCAUCAACUUCUCCUUCAGGAGCAACAACAGGUGUAACAUUGGAAACAUCAACAGGUGUCACAUCAGAGCCAGCAUCUAGUUCUCCUUCAGGACCAACUACAGCUAUCACACUGGAAACAUCAACAGGUGUUCCAUCAGAGCCACCAACAACUUCUUCAGGAUCAACUACAGGUGUAACAUUGGAAACAUCAACAGGUGUCACAUCAGAACCAGCAUCUAGUUCUCCUUCAGGAUCAACUACAGCUACCACACUGGAAACAUCAACAGGUGUCACAUCAGAGCCAGCAUCUAGUUCUCCUUCAGGACCAACUACAGCUAUCACACUGGAAACAUCAACAAGUGUUCCAUCAGAACCACCAUCAACUUCUCCUUCAGGAUCAACUACAGGUGUAACAUUGGAAACAUCAACAGUUGUCACAUCAGGGCCAGCAUCUAGUUCUCCUUCAGGAUCAACUACAGCUAUCACAUUGGAAACAUCAACAGGGGUUACAUCAAAAGCACCAUCAAGUUCCCCUUCAGGAACAACUACAGCUAUCACACUGGAAACAUCAACAGGUGUGACAUCAGAACCACCAUCAACUUCUCCUUCAGGACCAACUACAGCUAUCACACUGGAAACAUCAACAGGUGUGACAUCAGAGCCACCACCUAGUUCUCCUUCAGGAUCAACUACAGCUAUCACACUGGAAACAUCAACUGGUGUUACAUCAGAGCCACCAACAACUUCUCCUUCAGGAGCAACUACAGCUAUCACACUGGAAACAUCAACAGGUGUCACAUCAGAGCCAGCAUCUAGUUCUCCUUCAGGAACAACAGCUAUCACACUGGAAACAUCAACAGGUGUCACAUCAGAAGUACCAUCAACAUCUCCUUCAGGAUCAACUACAGGUGUCACAUCAGAGCCAGCAUCAACUUCUCCUUCAGGAGCAACAACAGCUAUCACACUGGAAACAUCAAUAGGUGUCACAUCAGAGCCAGCAUCUAGUUCUCCUUCAGGAACAACAGCUAUCACACUGGAAACAUCAACAGGUGUCACAUCAGAACUGCCAUCAACAUCUCCUUCAGGAUCAACUACAGGUGUCACAUCAGAGCCAGCAUCUAGUUCUCCUUCAGGACCAACUACAACUAUCACACUCGAAACAUCAACAGGUGUUACAUCAGAGCCACCAUCAACUUCUCCUUCAGGAUCAACUACAGCCAUCACACUGGAAACAUCAACAGGUGUUCCAUCAGAGCCACAAACAACUUCUCCUUCAGGAUCAACUACAGGUGUAACAUUGGAAACAUCAACAGGUGUCACAUCAGAACCAGCAUCUAGUUCUCCUUCAGGACCAACUACAGCUACCACACUGGAACCAUCAACAGGUGUCACAGCAGAGCCAGCAUCUAGUUCUCCUUCAGGAACAACAACAGCUACCACACUGGAAACAUCAACGGGUGUGACAUCAGAAACAGUAUCAACUUCUCCUUCAGGAUCAACUACAGCUAUCACAUUGGAAACAUCAACAGUUGUCACAUCAGGGCCAGCAUCUAGUUCUCCUUCAGGAGCAACAACAGCUAUCACACUCGAAACAUCAACAGGUGUUACAUCAGAGCCACCAUCAACUUCUCCUUCAGGAUCAACUACAGGUGUAACAUUGGAAACAUCAACAGGUGUUCCAUCAGAACCACCAUCUAGUUCUCCUUCAGGACCAACUACAGCUAUCACACUGCAAACAUCAACAGGUGUCACAUCAGAACUACCAACAACUUCUCCUUCAGGACCAACUACAGCUAUCACACUGGAAGCAUCAACAGGUGUCACAUCAGAGCCAGCAUCUAGUUCUCCUUCAGGAACAACAACAGCUAUCACACUGGAAACAACAACAGGUGUCACAUCAGAACUACCAUCAACAUCUCCUUCAGGAUCAACUACAGGUGUACCAGUGGAAACAUCAACAGGUGUUCCAUCAGAGCCACCAACAACUUCUCCUUCAGGAUCAACUACAGGUGUAACAUUGGAAACAUCAACAGGUGUCACAUCAGAACCAGCAUCUAGUUCUCCUUCAGGAACAACAACAGCUAUCACACUGGAAACAUCAACAGGUGUUACAUCAGAGCCACCAUCAACUUCUCCUUCAGGACCAACUACAGGUGUAACAGUGGAAACAUCAACAGGCGUUACAUCAGAGCCACCAACAACUUCUCCUUCAGGAUCAACUACAGCUAUCACACUGGAAACAUCAACAGGUGUGACAUCAGAGCCACCAUCAACUUCUCCUUCAGGAGCAACAACAGGUGUAACAUUGGAAACAUCAACAGGUGUCACAUCAGAGCCAGCAUCUAGUUCUCCUUCAGGACCAACUACAGCUAUCACACUGGAAACAUCAACAGGUGUUCCAUCAGAGCCACCAACAACUUCUUCAGGAUCAACUACAGGUGUAACAUUGGAAACAUCAACAGGUGUCACAUCAGAACCAGCAUCUAGUUCUCCUUCAGGAUCAACUACAGCUACUACACUGGAAACAUCAACAGGUGUCACAUCAGAGCCAGCAUCUAGUUCUCCUUCAGGAACAACAACAGCUACCACACUGGAAACAUCAACGGGUGUGACAUCAGAACCAGCAUCAACUUCUCCUUCAGGAUCAAUUACAGCUAUCACAUUGGAAACAUCAACAGGGGUUACAUCAAAAGCACCAUCAAGUUCCCCUUCAGGACCAACUACAGCUAUCACACUGGAAACAUCAACAGGUGUUCCAUCAGAACCACCAUCAACUUCUCCUUCAGGAUCAACUACAGGUGUAACAUUGGAAACAUCAACAGUUGUCACAUCAGGGCCAGCAUCUAGUUCUCGUUCAGGAACAACAACAGCUAUCACACUCGAAACAUCAACAGGUGUUACAUCAGAGCCACCAUCAACUUCUCCUUCAGGACCAACUACAGGUGUAACAUUGGAAACAUCAACAGGUGUUCCAUCAGAACCACCAUCUAGUUCUCCUUCAGGACCAAAUACAGCUAUCACACUGCAAACAUCAACAGGUAUCACAUCAGAGCCAGCAUCUAGUCCUCCUUCAGGAUCAACUACAGCUAUCACACUGGAAACAUCAACAGGUGAUACAUCAGAGCCACCAACAACUUCUCCUUCAGGACCAACUACAGCUAUCACACUGGUAACAUCAACAGGUGUCACAUCAGAGCCAGCAUCUAGUUCUCCUUCAGGAACAGCAACAGCUAUCACACUGGAAACAUCAACAGGUGUCACAUCAGAACUACCAUCAACAUCUCCUUCAGGAUCAACUACAGCUAUCACACUCGAAACAUCAACAGGUGUCACAUCAGAGCCACCAUCAACUUCUCCUUCAGGAUCAACUACAGGUGUAACAUUGGAAACAUCAACAGGUGUCAUAUCAGAACCAGCAUCGAGUUCUCCUUCAGGAACAACAACAGCUAUCACACUGGAAACAUCAACAGGUGUUACAUCAGAGCCACCAACAACUUCUCCUUCAGGACCAACUACAGCUAUCACACUGGAAACAUCAACAGGUGUCACAUCAGAACCAGCAUCUAGUUCUCCUUCAGGAACAGCAACAGCUAUCACACUGGAAACAUCAACAGGUGUCACAUCAGAACUACCAUCAACAUCUCCUUCAGGAUCAACUACAGCUAUCACACUCGAAACAUCAACAGGUGUCACAUCAGAGCCACCAUCAACAUCUCCUUCACGAUCAACUACAGGUGUAACAUUGGAAACAUCAACAGGUGUCACAUCAGAACCAGCAUCGAGUUCUCCUUCAGGAACAACAACAGCUAUCACACUGGAAACAUCAACAGGUGUUACAUCAGAGCCACCAACAACUUCUCCUUCAGGACCAACUACAGCUAUCACACUGGAAACAUCAACAGGUGUCACAUCAGAGCCAGCAUCUAGUUCUCCUUCAGGAACAACAACAGCUAUCACACUGGAAACAUCAACAGGUUUUACAUCAGAACAACCAUCAUCUUCUCCUUUAGUAUCAACUACAGGUGUAACACUGGAAACAUCAACAGGUGUCACAUCAGAGCCACCAUCAACUUCUCCUUCAGGAUCAACUACAGCUAUCACACUGGAAACAUCAAUAGGUGUGACAUCAGAGCCACCAUCUAGUUCUCCUUCAGGACCAACUACAGCUAUCACACUGGAAGCAUCAACAGUUGUUACAUCAGAGCCACCAUCAACUUCUCUUUCAGGAUCAACUAUAGGUGUAACAUUGGAAACAUCAACAGGUGUGACAUCAGGGCCACCACCUAGUUCUCCUUCAGGACCAGCUACAGCUAUCACGCUAGAAGCAUCAACAGGUGUUACAUCAGAGCCACCAUCAACUUCUCCUUCAGGACCAACUACAGGUGUAACAGUGGAAACAUCAACAGGCGUUACAUCAGAGCCACCAUCAACUACUCCAUCAGGAUCAACUACAGCUAUCACACUGGAAGCAUCAACAGGUGUUACAUCAGAUCCACCAUCAACUUCUCCAUCAAGAUCAACUACACCUGUUUUCUUGGAAACAUCAACAGUUGUUACAUCAGAGCUACCAUCAACUUCUCCUUCAGGAUCGACUACAGGUGUCACACUGGAAACAUCAACACGUGUUUCAUCAGAGCCACCAUCAACUUCUCCUUCAGGAUCAACUACAGAUGUAACACUAGAAACAUCAACACGUGUUACAUCAGAGCCACAAUCAACUACUCCAUCAGGAUCAACUACAGCUAUCACACUGGAAGCAUCAACAGGUGUUACAUCAGAACCACCAUCAACUUCUCCAUCAAGAUCAACUACACCUGUUAUCCUGGAAACAUCAACAGUUGUUACAUCAGAGCCACCAUCAACUACUCCAUCUGGAUCAACUACAGCUAUCACACUGGAAACAUCAACAGGUGUUACAUCAGAACCACCAUCAACUUCUCCAUCAAGAUCAACUACACCUGUUAUCCUGGAAACAUCAACAGUUGUUACAUCAGAGCCACCAUCAACUACUCCAUCAGGAUCAACUACAGCUAUCACACUGGAAGCAUCAACAGGUGUUACAUCAGAACCACCAUCAACUUCUCCAUCAAGAUCAACUACACCUGUUAUCCUGGAAACAUCAACAGUUGUUACAUCAGAGCCACCAUCAACUACUCCAUCAGGAUCAACUACAGCUAUCACACUGGAAGCAUCAACAGGUGUUACAUCAGAACCACCAUCAACUUCUCCAUCAAGAUCAACUACACCUGUUAUCCUGGAAACAUCAACAGUUGUUACAUCAGAGCCACCAUCAACUACUCCAUCUGGAUCAACUACAGCUAUCACACUGGAAACAUCAACAGGUGUUACAUCAGAACCACCAUCAACUUCUCCAUCAAGAUCAACUACACCUGUUAUCCUGGAAACAUCAACAGUUGUUACAUCAAUGCCACCAUCAACUACUCCAUCAGGAUCAACUACAGCUAUCACACUGGAAGCAUCAACAGGUGUUACAUCAGAACCACCAUCAACUUCUCCAUCAAGAUCAACUACACCUGUUAUCCUGGAAACAUCGACAGUUGUUACAUCAGAGCCACCAUCAACUACUUCAUCAGACUCAACUACAGCUAUCACACUGGAAACAUCAACAGUAGAAUCUACAACAGCAAGUUCACCUGAUAUACGGACUAUGAGCUUUACUUCUCCUGAAGAAUUUGAUCAUGAACUAUCAAACCAUUCUUCACCUAAAUUUGCUCAACGAGCAAACCUUGUCAAAACAAAGCUUGAACCAAUCCUUAAGAACAAAUCCAGCAACUUCAUUUCCCUAACAGUGAUUCGUUUCAGGCCUGGAUCAAUCAUCACAGAUAUGAAUUUAUACUACACAUAUCGUAACGGUCUUCCCAAUGAUUCAGAAAUCAUUACAACAAUACAGGACGCUGAUACAGGUUUAAACAUAACUAAAGCUUUUGUAACACAAAUAGCAACUACUGCUACUCCUCUGGCCAAAUCUACUCCCAAAGCAACUUCUGGUGCUGCUACUAUGAAAACACUUUCUCCAACAGCUACAACAAAAGCAACUAUAAAGCCUACAGCAAUUACUACAAAUGCAGCUACUGCUACUACAAAAACACUUGCUCCAACAGCUACAACAAAAGCAACUAUAAAGCCUACAGCAAUUACUACAAAUGCAGCUACUGCUACUACAAAAACACUUGCUCCAACAGCUACAACAAAAGCAACUAUAAAGCCUACAGCAAUUACUACAAAUGCAGCUACUGCUACUACAAAAACACUUGCUCCAACAGCUACAACAAAAGCAACUAUAAAGCCUACAGCAAUUACUACAAAUGCAGCUACUGCUACUACAAAAACACUUGCUCCAACAGCUACAACAAAAGCAACUAUAAAGCCUACAGCAAUUACUACAAAUGCAGCUACUGCUACUACGAAAACACUUGCUCCAACAGCUACAACAAAAGCAACUGUAAAGCCUACAGUAAUUACGACAAAUGCAGCUACUGUUACUACAAAAACACUUUCUCCAACAGCUACAACAAAAGCAACUAUAAAGCCUACAGCAAUUACUACAAAUGCAGCUACUGCUACUACGAAAACACUUGCUCCAACAGCUACAACAAAAGCAACUAUAAAGCCUACAGUAAUUACUACAAAUGCAGCUACUGCUACUACGAAAACACUUGCUCCAACAGCUACAACAAAAGCAACUAUAAAGCCUACAGUAAUUACUACAAAUGCAGCUACUGUUACUACAAAAACACUUUCUCCAACAGCUACAACAAAAGCAACUAUAAAGCCUACAGUAAUUACUACAAAUGCAGCUACUGCUACUACGAAAACACUUGCUCCAACAGCUACAACAAAAGCAACUAUAAAGCCUACAGUAAUUACUACAAAUGCAGCUACUGCUACUACGAAAACACUUGCUCCAACAGCUACAACAAAAGCAACUAUAAAGCCUACAGUAAUUACUACAAAUGCAGCUACUGUUACUACAAAAACACUUUCUCCAACAGCUACAACAAAAGCAACUAUAAAGCCUACAGCAAUUACUACAAAUGCAGCUACUGCUACUACGAAAACACUUGCUCCAACAGCUACAACAAAAGCAACUAUAAAGCCUACAGUAAUUACUACAAAUGCAGCUACUGCUAUUACGAAAACACUUGCUCCAACAGCUACAACAAAAGCAACUAUAAAGCCUACAGUAAUUACUACAAAUGCAGCUACUGUUACUACAAAAACACUUUCUCCAACAGCUACAACAAAAGCAACUAUAAAGCCUACAGUAAUUACUACAAAUGCAGCUACUGCUACUACGAAAACACUUGCUCCAACAGCUACAACAAAAGCAACUAUAAAGCCUACAGUAAUUACUACAAAUGCAGCUACUGUUACUACAAAAACACUUUCUCCAACAGCUACAACAAAAGCAACUAUAAAGCCUACAGCAAUUACUACAAAUGCAGCUACUGCUACUACGAAAACACUUGCUCCAACAGCUACAACAAAAGCAACUAUAAAGCCUACAGUAAUUACUACAAAUGCAGCUACUGCUACUACGAAAACACUUGCUCCAACAGCUACAACAAAAGCAACUAUAAAGCCUACAACAAUUACUACAAAAGCAGCUACUACAACAACCAAAAAAGCUACUACUGAAACAACAACUACUCCUACAACUACUACUACCACCACCACUACAACAACCACAAAACCGACUACCAAAACUACUACUACUACUACUACUACUACUACUACUACUACAACAACAGUUGCAGCAACUCAUCCACAACCAACUGUCGAGAUGAGUGUUGGUUUAAAGCGUCCUUAUGUUCCAGAGCUUGCUAAUCCUCAGAGUCAGGAAUUCAAAGAAUUGGCUGCCAUUGUGACUAAAGUGUUUAAUCUAAUCUAUAAAGCGCUCUAUGGCUCCCGCUUCCUCUGGAGCACUGUCCGAGCCUUCAGACCUCAGAACAGACGUGCAGAUGACUUUACGCAAGCAGAUGUCGAACUGGUAUUCAACGAGAGUUCCACAAAACCUCUCCCAUCUGGUGCCGAAGUAGUGAACAAACUCAAAGAUAUUGCAGAAAAUAACAAUACCUUCGAUGUGGAAUUUGAUGCCACCGCAAUCAGUGUCAUCAAUGAGCCACACAGGGUCCCUGUGGAAUUCCGAACAAAUGGCACUUUUGAAGCGGCUCUCUCAGAUUCUAGUUCAGAUUUAUUCACAAACAGAGCACUCAUGAUUAAAACAGGACUUAACCCUUUUUUCGUUGCUGACUUCCCGACUGCAUUCACCAUCUUAACCAUAUCAAACUUCAGCAAUGGAGUUCUUAAAGAACAGACUGAUUCAAUUCUGAACUUUAUGGACGUGAAUUUUGCCAGCUCUGCUCAACUUCCCAGCAACACCCAAAUUGGGGAAACUAUACUCAGAGCAGCCAAUGAUACAAGCCUUCCCUUCAAGAUCUUCCUCAAUGACAUCAUAGUGAAUGGAACACUAAUAUCAUCAAGCGGCAUCAGCAGCAAGAUCAAUAUGUUCAUGGCAUGCUUCAUGGUGGCUGUGUCACUUCUGUUCACAUGGUCCAGCUGAUGCUAAACCACGUCCUCCAUUCAUAAUGAGAAUCUUCACUCAGUUUGACAAUCCUGUUCCUUUAAUGAAUAAUGCAAAUACACCGAGUUAAUUUUUGAAUAUUGUGCAUGAUUAAAAAGCACAAUAAAAUAAAUCAUCAUCAGAUUAUGUACCAGCCAACCAGUAUGAAUGUGCAAGGGUAGGCUUUGGUCAGUACUCAUAGCUUUAAUUAUUUUGAAUUGCUAUAAAAGUUUGUGAUGGGCAUUUUGGAAAUAAUUCUUUGGAAUCAAUUCUGGAGUGACAUUUUGAAGCAUGAUUCAAUUUUAUUGAUCACAUGAAAACAUGGCAAGCUAAAAAGUCAAAGGCACUGUGGUUACAUGUAGUGUAUUAUUCUGUUAUAGAUUAGCAUGUAUACAGCCACAUAAAUUCACAUACAAAAAUUUUAUCUAUUGACCAGGCUUUGGUGAAGCAUGUGACACUGCAUGCAGGGCUUAAAAUAUUAUCUUUUUUUGUGUGUGUGUUAAGCCAGGGGUUCUCAACCUUUUCUGCUUUGAGGCCCACCUAUUCCUACUUGUAACCAGUUGGGGCCCAUUAAAAACGAUCCCAAUUAUUUGGGCUCAUCUAUUCUGUUAGAAUCUAAUGAUCUAUUGUUAAGUGUAUUAAUGGAAUGCAGCAUCACUCUCUGUUGCAGAUGGGAGCCCAAAAAUUAAAUAUGUGCAAUGAAAACAAAUUGUUUUUAAUUGUAGGUAUUGUAUUUAAAACUGUAUGGAUGUGCCAGAAGCCAACAUAAAACCAUGCAUGCUGGGCAUUCUCAGCCAAAAGGGAUUAAUGAUCCAAAAGUGGAGUCUGGUCUAUUAACACAAGAACUUAUUGCCAUGUUUGUGUACAGCAAACAAGCAAGUUAUUAAAACCAAGAAGUACACUCAAAUAAAGUGGAUAUAGAAACCACUCAAUGGGAUAUAUCCUUACACACUAACAAAGAAGGAUUUUUCCUGUUAUUUGGAAAAGUAUCCAUCCGUUGAAUUCCCCGACAUCUCAAACUACCUGGUGCUACAGAUAUUGUUCUACACGGACACACAGAUGAAAACCUGGAAGAGCAUGGAGGCGUAUAACUUUUUAUAUGUGGCUGGGUUAAAGAUCUGGGGAUCAGGACACUACAAGAUAGAUGGCAGUAGAUGGAUCUAAGUGCAGGAAGAGUGCUUAUUAGCAGGCAUGAUAUUUACAAAAACAAAACACAAACUAAAGCAGAAUCAUAAAGCAGAGUAUUUAAACAGAGUUAUAAACAUGGCUAGAAACAAAUAUGAUAAUGAUAAAACUUCGCAAAGCCUCCAUGAAAACAGCUUCCAUAUCUGCACGUGUUGAUUGUACUCAAAUCAGUAUCAGGUGUUUCCCAUAAUGACCGGGUCCCAAGAGCACACACAACAUGCUCCGUGAGCACACGGCCACUCAAGUUGCACCAGGCUCAAGUGCACAAAGGCACGACAGUCAACUGUGCACCUGCUGUGUGACCACAACUUUUAGCUCACCUGUAUAUCGUCAUGCAUCGCCACCAAAAUGCCUCAAUUUCAUCGAUAACCCAUCGCAAAGCAUCGCGAGCUGUAGUGUGACUGUAGCUAAAUGAGGUGGAUGUGAUGUUGGAUGCAACUCAGCAAUUGUACCCUACUAUGAGUAAAAAUUAUCUUCAACUUACAAAAAAAAAUCACAGCCCACUAGAUGGCACUUCACGGCCCAAUAAUGGGUUGGUAGCCCAGUGGUAGCCCAGUGGUUAAGAAACACAGUCUUAAGCAACUGAGUGUUGUGCAUUUUUGCAAAUGAUUGCUUUAAUUAAGCAUGGAUGAAAUAACACACAAAUGAAGCUGCUCCCUGUACAACACAGAAUACCUCUAAUGUGGUUUGACUAGUUUUAAGACCUGUCUAUCAUUGUUUACUCUGGCAUGCUACCCAAAAGCUCUGUGUGAAAAGAUGCUUGUAUCUUCUCACACACUGUAAUUUUAAAAUAGCAAGCUAUAAACUAGAAGAUUAAUAUUUAUAGUUGACUUCUAUAAACCUGUGAACUUUCCAAAAAUUCAAUUUUUUGUUCUAAUAAUAUUCUCAGUACUUUGAAUGUACUGUAUUUAUUUCAUGUAGUGGCUACCUAGAUCCUUGGAUUACUGAACUGAUUUGUUGAAAACUAUUGAUGCUGUAUUGUACGUGACUCAUCUGUAGCACCUCAUAUUUAUAAAUGCAUAACUCAGUUUUGAAUAAACUCAUGAGAAGCUA
Molecule: messenger RNA, 12627 nt
Organism: Neoarius graeffei (lesser salmon catfish)
Lineage: Eukaryota; Metazoa; Chordata; Actinopteri; Siluriformes; Ariidae
Product: mucin-2-like
Exons: 13
Coding region: 121-10389 (3422 amino acids)
Source: RefSeq, a predicted model, not a curated record